AUGGAAUUUUCCUUAACCCACAAUUGCACCUCAAGGCGAGGAACUCGAUAAUAUGCGGUGUUUGAAACUUCUAUCAUCUUUGCUGUUUCUUUCCACUACCGUCUCAGCUUCGACUUGUUAUUGGCCGAGUGGAAAUGUCGCGGGUGAUAAUUGGCUGCAAUGUCCAGGUAGCAAACAUUGUUGCGCAGAGACCGAGGCUUGUCUUUCUAAUGGUCUUUGUGUUGCUGGGACGUACAUGACUGUCUAUCGUGGAGCUUGUACGGAUAAGUCGUGGCCUAUAUCAGAAUGUCCUCGCGUUUGCUAUGAAGAGAUCACCAAUGGAUGGGCCAAUCUCUACCCUUGUCCCAGCAAUAAUAAUGAAGUCUUCACUUGUGGAACUGCUGGAUGGGCCUCCCACGUCUGCGACGAACAGCUGGGCAACUAUACCUGGGUGCGCAGCAAUGUCACGGUAGCCCAGUUGGGGGUCUCCAGUUCGUUGAGCGCGUCCGCAACCGCCACUGGUACAUCGUCCAAGACAAUGGAAACUACGACACUCACAGCCAGUUGUACGGCUUCAGCCGAGGCAGACAAUAAUGCCACCAUGAAGACAGGCGUGGGGGUGGGAGUCGGGCUCGGUGUGCCUUUGCUGCUAGCAGCGGCCGGUUUUAUCUGGUAUUACAUGCAUACCCGACGUCAGAUUCAAUCUUUGCAGCAGAGGUUGAAUGAGCAAGGUGCUAUGCAACUGGGCCCACGAGGACAGUAUGCUCGACUUCCUCCUCAGGAGCUGGACUCUGGAAAACAGACCUGGCCGGAAAUUCAAUCGACUCAUCGCUCGGAAUUGAGUUAGGAUGUCUGUGUGUGUUGUUGAUACCCUAACGCUCCCUUGUAUUCCUGGCUAAAGGUUGGGAUCUCGUCCGAAUAAUGUGUGUGUUUUUUCAGCGAGUCUGUCAUGAAUAUAUUUUCUGGUAAACGGUGGUCAUUUGAUCUCAUAAUGUAGACCAAUUUAAAGUAUUCUUUUCGUCUCCA
Molecule: messenger RNA, 1005 nt
Organism: Penicillium subrubescens
Lineage: Eukaryota; Fungi; Ascomycota; Eurotiomycetes; Eurotiales; Aspergillaceae
Exons: 2
Coding region: 53-826 (257 amino acids)
Source: RefSeq, a predicted model, not a curated record